AUGGGCCAAUCCGAGACGGCGUCGGUCCGUGCGAGUAUGGACAAAGCCGACAAGCCGCAGACUGAACAGCUGGAGAUGCCCGACCCCGUGAAGCCCGGCGAUGUUGACGAGGAGCUUGAGGAGGCCCUCAGAAACUAUGUGCCCGGCUCGCCCGAGGAGAAGAAGCUCCUGCGCAAGAUUGACUUGCGUCUGAUGCCCAUUCUCUGGAUCAUGUACAUUCUCAACUACGUCGAUCGCACCAACAUCGGAAACGCCAAAAUCGCCGGCAUGGAGGACGACCUGAACCUCGAUGACCAGAAGUAUGCCUGGGUCCUGUCCAUCUUCUUCUUCGGCUACCUUCUCUGCGAGGUUCCCUCCAACAUGAUCCUCAGUCGGUCGCGCCCGUCGCUGUUCCUGCCCGGCAUCAUGAUUGUUUGGGGCGCAUUGAGCGCUGCCAUGUCUUCUGCUCAGUCCUACGGUGCCAUGCUUGCCUUCCGCUUCGUUGUUGGCUGCGUCGAGUCCGGCUUCUUCCCUGGUGUGCUCUACCUGCUGAGUUGCUGGUACACCAGCGGCGAGCUUGGCAAGCGUUUCACCAUCUUCUACACUGCCGCCACUCUGUCUGGCGCUUUCGGAGGUCUCAUUUCUGGUGGUAUCACCGAUGGUCUCCACGACGCCCACGGCAUCACUGGUUGGCGCUGGCUGUUCAUCGUUGAGGGCGUGUGCACCGUCGGCGUUGCUGCCAUCGCCGUCUUCAUCCUCCUCGACUACCCCGCGACCUCGCCCGCCCUGAGCCUCGAGGAGAAGCAGCUCGCCACGGUGCGCCUCAUCGCCGACACCCGCUCCCGCGAGGCCGAGGCCAGCAACGCCGGCAAGCUCUCGCACGGUCAAGCCUUCCUGGCGGCCGUCGUCGACUACCGCACCUGGUUCUUCCUCGUGCUCCUGAUGCUCAACGUCGGCUCGGGCACCAUCUCAUACUUCAUCCCGACUCUGACCAAGACGCUGGGCUACGACGACGUGACGGCGCAGUACAUGACGGUGCCCAUCUACAUCGUGGCCGCCUUGGUCGCCAACUGCGCCGCCAUCUUGGCCGACCGCUUCCAGCGCAAGAAGGGCGGCAACGGCGCGCGUGCCCCCUUCGUCGCCUUCUUCCUGUGCCUGGGCUGCGUGUGCGCCGUCGUGUGCGCCGCCGUCACGCACCGCAUCGUGCGCUACGUCAUGACGUGCUUCGUCGCGGCGGGCAUCUGGACGGCGCUGCCGCUCGCGCUCGCGUGGAUCUCCAACACGAUCAACACGCCGCCCGAGAAGCGCGCCAUCGUGCUCGCCCUCGUCAACGCCUGCGGCAACCUGUCCAGCGUCUACGGCAGCCGCAUCUGGCCCGACAAGGACAAGCCCGACUACCGCAUGGGCUGGGGCGUCACCGCCGGCUUCCUCGGCGCUGCUACUAUUAUGGUGCUGAUCAGCCCGCUGGUAUUCAGGAUCCCGUUCAAGGAGUUGAACCGCACCAGCAACGACCGGGUUGAGAGGGGUGACGUUGAGGAGGGUGAGGCGAGGUAG
Lasiodiplodia theobromae is the source of this 1533-nucleotide messenger RNA. RefSeq names its product MFS transporter. Gene Ontology annotation, molecular function: transmembrane transporter activity. The transcript has 3 exons. Bases 1 to 1533 code for a protein of 510 amino acids. Gene Ontology annotation, cellular component: membrane. Gene Ontology annotation, biological process: transmembrane transport. The record is from RefSeq and is a predicted model, not a curated record. Lineage: Eukaryota; Fungi; Ascomycota; Dothideomycetes; Botryosphaeriales; Botryosphaeriaceae.